Molecule: messenger RNA, 2163 nt
Organism: Trichomonas vaginalis G3
Lineage: Eukaryota; Parabasalia; Trichomonadida; Trichomonadidae
Product: ER to Golgi vesicle-mediated transport
Exons: 1
Coding region: 1-2163 (720 amino acids)
Biological process (GO): intracellular protein transport; COPII-coated vesicle cargo loading; endoplasmic reticulum to Golgi vesicle-mediated transport
Cellular component (GO): endoplasmic reticulum exit site; COPII vesicle coat
Molecular function (GO): SNARE binding; zinc ion binding
Source: RefSeq, a predicted model, not a curated record
AUGAAUCGUCGUUAUGUACAACCCAGCCAGGUUAUGCAAUCCAAUCCACAGAUGGUUGCACAGCCUAUCACACCUACAGCUCAAGCAGCACCUAUGAUGGCUCCACAAAAUAUUCAAAUUAAUCCAUGCACUCCAUGGGAAAGUGAACACAUCAUUGAACCAAAACCGAACAUAAACGGAUCUAAAUUCCCACCAUAUUUCAGGCCAUCAGUCUCAAUUCUUCCAGCAAAUAACACAGUCGCAGAAAAUGCCGGAAUUCCUUUAAACCUUGUUGUUCAUCCUUCAUUAGUUGCCAACGUCCCUGUUUUGAAUUACUCUCAAUCACCAAUUCCUCGUUGUUCGAAAUGCGCCGCCUAUUUAUGUCCAUAUACACAAGGAUCCCCAGAUGGAAGGUCAUACACAUGCGCCAUGUGCAAAUCUAAAAAUGUUUUGGCCGAUGCAGCAUCUACCAUACCAAUUCAGCAGCGUCCUGAAUUGGCCAAUCCAGUUUAUGAUAUGAUUGCCCCUCGCCAAUACAUUUCUGCUCCAUAUAUUUGCGCCGCCUACUGCAUCGUUGCGGAUAUGUCCGCACCAGCCGUUAAAAGUGGUUUCACGGCCAACUUUUUAAGUUCAACUCUUGCAACUAUUGACCAACUCGAUGAUACAUGCAGAGUCACCAUUGUCACCAUGUCGAACAAAAUUACCAUGUUUGAUUUCAAGAACCAAACAGAGUUUGUUCUCAGUGAUUUGAAGGAUCCUGCCGUUCAAUACCCACUUGUUCAGCAAUUAGGCGAAAUGCGCGACCAACUUAAGCAAGUACUCAAAAUGCUCAUCAGCCGUCCACCAGAAGCCGACGGACAUUGCUUCGGAUCAGUUCUUGAAUGCUUAAACAGAAUUAUGUCACCACUUGGCGGUGUAAUCCUCGCAGGCGUUUACGGACGUCCAACUUACGGACCAAGAGUACCUCCUCCACGUCCACAAAACGCAAGUCCGACAGAAGCAGAUUUACUUAAGCUUCCACAAGGCGAAGGCUUCAAAUUCUACAGAGAUGUAUCAUUCAUGCUCAACCGCCAGUCCUGUUCCAUCAAUCUUUUCCUUGUUUCCGAUACUUUGGCAGAUGCUUCGAUUAUUGGAGUUCCUUGCGGCCUUACUGGCGGCAGAUUGUUCUACUACGGACAGAAUAGCGAAUCUACAGCCUACCAGAUGCACAACGACAUCUUUUCUGUCAUGACAGCUGAUUAUUUCUACAACGCUUCAAUUCGUCUUAGAGCUUCUGAUGGAAUUAGCAUCACCAGACUCCAAGGCACAUUCACGAUUCAAAACCACGAUUUAAUCAACUUCCCAAUUCUCAAUCCUCGUGCUUCAGUCAAUUUCGAGUUUGCUAUCCAGAACCCACUUUCACAACCAGUAAUCUUCCAACUCGCUAUGCUUUGGACCACGAAAAAUCACGAAAGAAUGAUCAGAAUUUUCACAUUCGAAAUUCCGAUUUCACAAGACAUAAAUCAAAUUCGCCAAUCGAUGGAUGAAGCUUCAAUUCUUUCAUACUACACAAAGCGCGCAGUUAUUGACUGCCUUACCGAUGGUCCUUCCGUUGCAUUAAAGAAUUUGAAGAUUAACUGCAACAAGAUGCAGAACAAGAACCUUCCAUUCGAAUACUUCCCAUAUUUGGCCCAUGCCCUCUCCGUCUCUCCACUUCUCUGCCCAAGACAUCCACUUGGUCCUGAUGGCAGAAUGAUGGCCAUCAUCGAUUUCAGAGCGGCAUCAAUUGUUGAGAUCUGUCUUAGGUUCUAUCCAAGGUUCUUCGCUAUUGAUACUCACCAAGGACCAUUCGGACUCACAACAGAAUCAUUCGCUAGAGGAACUUCAUUCUUGCUUCAUACUUUCGACAAAAUAUACAUCUGGAUAUCACAGGGAGCUACUCCAGAAUACUUGAUGGAUGCUUUCGGAGUUGAUUCGCUCGCUAAUUUACCAAAUGAAGUUCCUAACACACAAACACCAGAAAACACUUACUUACAGGAGCUCAUCCAACAAUGCAUGACAAUCUCCCAAAGAUACCUUCCUGUAGAGGUUAUUCCUCAGGGAGAUCCAAGAGAAGCAAUUUUCGGAGAAGCCCUCAUAGAUGAUGCAACAAAUACACAUUCCGGUUACGCUACUUGGAGUAAUGAUAUAAGAACAGCUUGUUAA